UCCCUCCGGCGGGCCCCGCGCUGCCGCCACCCCCCCUCCCUUCCCUCCUCACCGCAUUUAUUCCCCGGCCUCCGAUCCCGUGCUCCGCCUGCAGGCCUCGCGGCUCACCCCCUCCCCGUGAUCUCUGUCACGGACGCCGCCACCGCCGCUCCGCGCCUAUCUAAUGGCGAGCGGCGCCAGGAAUGGCGGGCUGGGGUCCAGGGCGGGCGGCAAGAUGGACAGGCAGCAGGGCUCCACCGCCACGCCCAAGGCCCCCGCCGGGAAGCCCCGCCUCUCCGCUGCCGGCGGCGGCGCGUACCGCCGCACCAGCUCCGGCCCGCUCCCCGCCGCGGGCGGCCGCAACUCGUCCGAAUCCGGAGUUUCAAGCAGAGUUAGAGUGGCUGUAAGGCUAAGGCCUCGGAACGCAGAAGAGCAGGCGGCAGAUGCUGAUUUUGCCGACUGUGUUGAACUCCAGCCAGAGCUCAAAAGACUAAAGCUUCGUAAAAACAAUUGGGAGUCCGACACAUUUGAAUUCGAUGAAGUGCUUACAGAGUUUUCUUCACAAAAGAGAGUGUAUGAAGUUGUUGCUAAACCAGUUGUGGAGAGCGUUUUGGAGGGAUAUAAUGGUACAGUUAUGGCAUAUGGGCAGACUGGUACUGGCAAGACUUUUACACUUGGAAGGCUUGGUGAUGAAGAUACUGCUGCACGGGGAAUCAUGGUCCGCGCAAUGGAGGAUAUUCUUGCUGAUAUAACCCCUGAGACUGAUACAGUAUCACUAUCUUAUCUACAGUUGUAUAUGGAAAUGAUACAGGAUCUCCUUGAUCCUCUAGAGUCGACCUGCAGGCAUGCAAGCUUGACUCAAAUUACACACAACAAGAGCCGGAAGCAACUGUAAAGCAUGGGUGAAGCUCAUCGUGUUGCUGCAAACACAAAGUUAAAUACAGAGUCAUCUCGUAGUCAUGCAAUUCUCAUGGUAAAUGUCAGAAGGGCUGUAAAAGGUAGAAGUGAAAUGAAUGUUAGUAUGUCUGCUGAAAACGGGCAUUCAUCUUCAAUGAUGGACUCUCUACGACCACCUAUUGUCAGGAAAAGCAAGCUUGUAGUUGUAGACCUGGCAGGAUCCGAGCGAAUAGACAAAUCUGGAAGCGAGGGUCAUACAUUAGAAGAGGCGAAGUCUAUUAACUUGUCCCUAAGUUCACUAGGAAAAUGCAUCAAUGCACUUGCUGAAAGCAGCGCACAUGUACCUGUUCGUGAUUCCAAGCUUACUAGGUUGCUUAAAGACUCAUUUGGAGGCACUGCAAGAACAUCAUUGGUUGUGACGAUUGGUCCAUCUCCAAGACAUAGGGGGGAGACUACGAGUACAAUAAUGUUUGGACAAAGAGCAAUGAAGGUCCAGAACAUGGUCAAAUUAAAGGAAGAAUUUGACUACAAAAGUUUGUGUAGGAGACUUGAUAUUGAAUUGGACAAGUUAAUCGCAGAAAAUGAAAGGCAACGUAAAUAUUUUGAUGAUGAAAUUGAACGAAUAACAGCGGAAGCACAAUACCGUGUUGCUGAGGCUGAAAAGGAAUGCAAAAUUUCUCUAGAGAAUGAGAAAAUGAAGUACCAUCAAGAAUACUUGGACUCUAUAAAGAUACUAGAAGAGAAGUGGAAAGUACACCAACAAUCACCCAAGAAACAGAUUAAAGAGCCCAAGUCUACAUCCAAUGGUGACGUGCAGGACUUACUGCAGAAUGAGAAAAUGUUACGCCAAUCUGCUGAAGAUGAGUCCAAUGACCUUAAGAAUCAAUUAUCACACUGGAAAAAGAUGGAGGCCACAGCUACUGCUGAAGUAGUGAGACUCCGGAGAAUGCUGGAUACUGAAGCUAGCCAAAAAGACAAACUCGAAGAAGAAAUAGCUGUUUUGAAAAGUCAGUUAAUGCAGUUAAGUCUGGAUGCUGACGAGACAAGAAUGAGCCUUGACACAGGAGAUGGACCAGGAAAAAUAUUUCCUGGUUUAGAUUCUUUGAUGUCUCAUUCUCGGAAUUCGCAGCCUAGAGAGCAGAGCAAUGGACCUAAGGCGCCAGUCGCAAAACUCUUUGAGCAAGUUGGGUUACAGAAGAUAUUGUCAUUGCUUGAGUCGGAAGAACCUGAUGUUCGUGUUCAUGCCGUGAAAGUUGUCGCGAAUCUGGCGGCUGAAGAGGCAAAUCAAGAAAAGAUUGUAGAAGCAGGUGGCCUCACUUCCCUCCUAAUGCUGCUUAGGAGCUCUGAGGAUGAGACCAUACGCAGAGUAGCAGCAGGAGCAAUUGCUAAUCUUGCAAUGAAUGAAACGAAUCAAGAUCUUAUAAUGGCUCAAGGUGGUGUAACCUUGUUGUCAAUGACAGCAUCUGAUGCGGAGGACCCACAGACUCUAAGAAUGGUGGCUGGAGCUAUCGCCAACCUGUGUGGCAAUGACAAACUGCAAACUCGUCUAAGAGGAGAAGGUGGAAUAAAAGCAUUGCUGGGAAUGGUUAAGUGCGGCCAUCCUGAUGUCCUUGCUCAAAUUGCUCGUGGCAUUGCAAACUUUGCAAAAUGUGAAUCCAGAGCAGCUACUCAAGGAAACAAGGUGGGGAGAUCAUUAUUGGUGGAUGAUGGGGCACUUCCUUGGAUCGUAAAGAAUGCGAAUAAUGAGGCUGCCCCAAUCAGGCGGCACAUCGAGCUUGCGCUCUGCCAUUUGGCGCAACAUGAGGUAAAUGCCAAGGAUAUCGUGAGUGAAGGCGCGCUCUGGGAACUUGUUCGGAUCUCGAGGGAUUGUUCUCGGGAAGAUAUAAGGAUGCUAGCGUACCGCACGCUGACAUCCAGCCCAACUCUUCAAUCAGAGAUGAGGAGAUUGCGGAUAGAGUGUUGAUGAAUCAAUGCAAAAGGAUGCAAGUGUGCCUCAUCCUCACACCGAGUGGAGUUUUGUUUCUCGCCCAACUCUCCCAAGUCGAGUAGCGGCGCCGCUGUUGCGCAAGCGCUGGCAAUCAAGCGCGUCGGCCCUUGAUAUGCCCAGCUGCUGCAAGCAUACAUGGCCGGGCAGCGGACCCGUUGAGUUUUGUCUCAACUGGCAAUGGUCUGCGCCAUCAUUCUCCUCAAGCCGAUUCAUUUUAUUUAUGGUGGCGAUUUGUUUAUUCAAAUCCUAGCAUGUGAGAGCUGCUUUACUUACUUGGAUGUAACCUGUAGAAGAAUUUGUGUUGUAAAAUCCACGAGUGUGGUCGGGAUAUGGGAGAGCUGAGUGGCUUGCAGUGCAGAUAGGUUGGCUUGGGUUGGGGCCAUGACAUGGAUUAUACUUAUAUAUACUUGUAUUAAUUGUACAGUAGACAAUCUUUUGACUGUAACUUAAUAGUACUUCAGAGACUGUUUGCUAGAAGA
Triticum urartu is the source of this 3342-nucleotide messenger RNA. Lineage: Eukaryota; Viridiplantae; Streptophyta; Magnoliopsida; Poales; Poaceae. The record is from RefSeq and is a predicted model, not a curated record.